This is a messenger RNA of Papaver somniferum (opium poppy), 1743 nucleotides long. RefSeq lists its product as uncharacterized. The transcript is spliced from 11 exons. NCBI's taxonomy places the organism in Eukaryota, Viridiplantae, Streptophyta, Magnoliopsida, Ranunculales, Papaveraceae. Gene Ontology annotation, cellular component: mitochondrion. Gene Ontology annotation, biological process: glycerophospholipid biosynthetic process. The record is from RefSeq and is a predicted model, not a curated record. Bases 113 to 1264 code for a protein of 383 amino acids.
UGCUGUAUACUUGGAUUUUUACAGUUAUACCCCCCAGAACAUUUGAUAUUUCUCUGAGUCUUGUCUUGGUGGCUAGCUGCUGAUUCCUUGUUUUAAAACGUUAACGAACAAGAUGAGGUUUCGAUCUAUAUUCAGGGUUCAUGUGAGCAGAACAACUAAAUCGGCGUUCUCUUUGUCCAGAUUUGAAACCAGACGUUCAUUUUCUCUGCGAUGUACCAAUUACGAACGUCCUUCAUUUGGGAUUGCUUUUGAUAUUGAUGGUGUUAUUCUUCGAGGCUUUAAACCUAUUGGGAAUUCUCCACAAGCUUUGAGAAAAUUGUACGAUGAAUCUGGUACUUUGAAGAUUCCAUUUCUAUUUUUGACAAAUGGAGGUGGCGUUCCGGAAUCUAAACGAGCGUCGGAGUUGAGUGAACUUUUGGGAGUUAAUGUUCUUCCUUCACAGGUUGUACAAGGCCAUUCACCAUUCAAAAAGUUAGUCAAGAGUUUUGAGAAUGAACUUAUUGUUGCAAUCGGAAAAGGGGAACCUGCUAAUGUGAUGGCUGAGUAUGGAUUUAAAAAAGUUCUGUCAAUGGAUGAAUAUGCAUCUUACUUUGAUAACAUUGACCCGUUAGCUCCAUACAAGAUGGCACCUAAUAAUAAUAUAACAUCAAAUGGAUCUCCGAGAUAUGACGUAUCCUCAGAAAGAGUGCAGGCAGCAUUUGUUGUUAGUGAUCCUGUUGAUUGGAGCAGGGACAUUCAGGUUCUUUGUGACAUUUUAAGAACCGGAGGACUUCCAGGAAAGGAGAUUGGGCAUCAGCCACCAUUGUACUUCGCAGCUGAUGAUCUUGAAUACCAGGCUGCUUUUUCAUCUGAACGUCUUGGUAUGGGCGCUUUCAGAAUAGCACUGGAGUCGAUAUUCAAUAGAAUUCACCCUGAUGCUCUUCAGUACACAUCUUUUGGGAAACCACAUCCUUUUGUUUUUAAGAAUGCAGAGAAUAUAUUGAAUCAGCUUCAGCCAUUUUCACGUGAUAACCAUGUUGUUAAAGAUGGAGAGGCUGUUGCUCAGCCUCUGACAAGCUUAUACAUGAUUGGAGAUAACCCUGCAGUUGACGUCAAAGGUGCACAACAGGCAGGACACCCUUGGUUUUCUGUCCUGACAAGGACAGGAGUUUUUAGGGGAAACGAAAACCAUGAAAAGUAUCCAGCUGAUCUGGUUGUUGACACGGUUGAAGAUGCUGUGAAUUAUAUUUUGGAUAAAGAGAUAACUUCCCCGCGUAAAAUAUAGCAAUUGCAGGAAGCUGAGGUAAGGAAACCAAGUGCAUACAAUUUAAUUUACUGUUUAAGCAGAAUCAGAAGGGGUUAUAGCUGCUGUACUUGCAGAGUUAUUUUCAAUAUUCUUUAUGAUACAGAUGCACAGUUACUCAUUUAAUUAGUGCACUGCUUGUGAUUGCUAUAUUAUUUCACCUAGCAAUCUUGACCGCUGAAAGAAGUAUAUGUUGCGCUUGAUGUGAGCCUAGGCUGCACAUGAGUUUUUCGGGGAACUUAUUACAAUUCUUAUCUUGUGGCAGUAACAUAAUGCUAUAUCUUUUUGGGUUUUAUUCAGUCUUUCUCCCUCACGAUUUUUGUACAUUUUGUCAAGUGACAGUGAAUGCAAUGCGUAUGUAGUCAAUAACAUACUUCUUCAUGCGGGCUAAGUUCCUUUUCUUGUUUCUUUCUACUGAUCUUGAUGUAACCAAAUUAUCUAUAUCAAGUUCUUAUCUCUGA